AUGUAUCGCAAACGAAACGGUUCACUCGGCUUCUCGUUCACACGAUUCGCCAAUGCCGCCGUGCCCAACUUCUUUGCGGAUGCUUUACCAUCACACAGCGGCGACCUGACCGCGUUCCGCCAGGACAUGUGCUACAUGCACCAGGUGACGUCGGCAGACCCUUAUGCCCUGGACGAACGAUCCUUCUACGUCGGCGGCAUCGUAGACUCGGAGAAGCUGAGCAAACGGAUACACAAGGCCCUGAAGAAAUACGAGAUCCUCAAGGCCGAGGACGGCACAGUCGACACGUACAAGAUUGGUCCAAGAUUCACACACCAGCUGGCCUUCCUCAACAUCAACCGUCAGAAAGACCUCGUCGGUUUACUUUUCUGGUGGGAAGAAGAGUGUCAGCGACUGCGCAAACUGAACGCGGAAGAAAAGGAGCUCGACGCAAUUAUUGCCGACAUGGUACAUAAUUUGGAACAACUGGGGCCAGAUUCGCCGGAAGAACAACAUCUCAAAAUCAAUCUAGAUCAGCUGAAAUUUGCGAGAGAACGCAUCCGGAUGAAGAAAAGACAGCGUCCGAGCCAGCGGCAUCCGGACGUCGAGGCUGAUCGUGAUGAUAUUGUCGAGGCUUUCCACGGCCGCAGUAAGAGUGUACCCAACCUUGGCUACGGCUAUGGGAUCCCGGGCAUUGUAGAUGGUACAUCCCCACCAUUGGAGCGCCCUCCCGAGUACUCUGGUUCCUAG
Exophiala dermatitidis NIH/UT8656 is the source of this 729-nucleotide messenger RNA. RefSeq lists its product as uncharacterized. The coding region runs from base 1 to 729 and encodes 242 amino acids. The transcript has a single exon. NCBI's taxonomy places the organism in Eukaryota, Fungi, Ascomycota, Eurotiomycetes, Chaetothyriales, Herpotrichiellaceae. The record is from RefSeq and is a predicted model, not a curated record.